GAUUCUGCAGAUCGAUAKGUUUACGUAUCUCCWCCAUGCAUGCUUACACGAGAAGUUUUCCGACCGCUGAGUACAGAUACAAAGAAAGAAUUUUACGCUAGCCAAUGAUAGAUUCUUGACAAGCUCGAGACUAGUGAAGCACAUCAAGGCGUGACUGUCAACAUUCCAGCAUCAAAAUACUCACUGGACUUACGAAAUAGACCCUCAUAGCUCCGUAUUGGACUACAAGAAACCGCUGUGAGUGCGAAUAUUUUCGGUUUCUUUUGAUAUUUUUAUAGUAUCAGGAAAAGAUAACAGCGUCUCGACAGUCUGCCCUGGGCUGGGAUCGUGUACGAAGUCUUUCAUUGAGAGCUUAUGAAGUGGCGAUACUGUAGCCAAAAGACAGUUAAUUAGGAUUARCUCUCCACAUUCUAGUUCAUUGGUCUUGCACACCAAGAAAUUAUCAGAAAGUUKCUAACKGUAAAUAUKGGUUUUUCGACGUUUUUAACACGGCUUCGUUUAUACCAGAAAAUUCUUGAUGUCACGCAAUGCACGAGGUCGAUCGAGUGCGGUCAAWCUCGGGUAAUGCCUAUUGUAUUUACUAAGAACAAGGCCAAUGUCGUUCAACUCCAAGAUGGCAGUCUGAUCAAUUCUCUCUACAAAUGAAAUAUGUUGGCGUUUAAAUUCCCCUCGAUAAAAAGAAAGAAGAAGGACCGUGAUAAAGCUGAGAGCAAAGAAGAAAAGCGCGAAAGGAGAAAAAGGGAAAAAGCAGAGAAGGAGGGUCGUAAACAUGCUCAUGACAAAAAACAAGCUGAUCCAACUAUCAUCGGAGACAUCGUUGCAGGAUCGACUGGGGAUUUAGACGACAAAAAGGGUACAAGAUUUAGCUUUAGAAAGAGAAAAUAUGAUGUUGAUCAUGAAUUUGAUGAAGAAAAUCGUCCUGUUUCCAACGAAACAGGAUAUGAUGUUAGGCAGAGCUACUCGAGUAGCGAUGGUGAUACGAAACAUGGCUCUGCUGCAAGUACUCGAGAAGAUUACGUUGAUUCUAAUUACAGUGGGGCUUAUUCAGAGAGAAUUGACCGAAAUUCAGAGCCUGUACCAGCUCCAAGGAGGAAGAAAACUUCAAGUGUUGAGAUAAAGCUGUCUAGCAAUAGCACUGACUCGAUGAAUGGUGAUCAAAGACACAGAAGUGACAGUGACCGUGAUAGGCCUUAUCCUGCAGAGCGCAGUUAUAGARCAGAAAGGAAUGAUCAUGAACAUAAAACAAAGUCUUUACAUUCUGGUGGGCGCACUAUUGCCCUGUCUGGGACCCCAAAUAGGGAUAAGCAAGAUCCAAUAGGUCCGCCAAAACCUCCAAGAGUCGUUAAACCUGACGACACAGGAGUUGUCGAGUUUAGGCUUGUCAACUCAGGAGUGAAUAAGACCUCAUAUAUGGCCAACGAACCACGAGAAAUAGUCACAGUCUCUUCAGUAAGUAAUAGUUAUUCUAGUCCUUAUGAAGAUUUUAUGGAUGCAAGUAUGGAAGAAAAACCUAUCAAGAUUGAUUCCUCAUCUCCUUUGGAAACCGCCAGCCCUGACAUCACAAUCGACAUUACUUCUCCUACAGAAAAGUCAUUUGAAGAUCUAGGAGUGGAUCUUACUCUUCCAGAGGUUGUGCCUGCUUCUCCUGGAAUACCUAGGGUUAUCAAGAUACAACGUCGUAUGAGUGGAGAUUURGGCUUUGCAUUGCGUAGAGGUACAGAAAGUGGCAAUGACAAAACAGUUCAUUUUGUAGAGCCGGUUGGYCCAAAUACUGCAACAGGAAUACUUCCUGGYGAUCGACUUAUAGAGGUGAAUGGAGUCAAUGUGGAAGACGUAGAUAGAGAAAAGAUUAUUGAGAUGAUUGCAAUGUCGGGCAAUGAGGUUGUCAUAAAAGUUGUGCCAGUAUCAGAACUCUCAGAGCUUAGCGUUCGUAGUGGACUUGAUGGAUCGUCUGUACAACUAGAUGAAUCGAAUCUCAAGGCUGGCACAUUACAACGAAGUGGUAGCAAGCGCAUGAAGAAAAAGCCCAAGUCAGCAGAGGAAACAGCAUCUCAAAAAGCCUGGCAAGAUGCAGAGAAGGUGUGGGUGGUUCAUAAAGCAGGGUUUUCAGGAGGAAGAGUCCAGAGAAUCAAAUCUGCUGAACAAGAGGAAGAUGAAACACCCAUGUGUAAAGUGAAGUUAGAUCAUGGUGGAGAGGUUAUCACUAUAGAAGAAGAGAGUAUUGAAAAGGCCAAUCCACCUCAAUAUGACCGAGCUGAAGACCUGGCUUCACUCCGCUAUCUCAAUGAGUCAAGUUGUCUGCAUACACUUCGUCAACGACAUGGAAGUAAUCUUAUCCAUACCUAUGCAGGUCCAAACCUAAUUGUUGUUAACCCCAACCAAAACCUGGCUAUUUACACAGACAAAGUUAUCCAAAUGUUUCGUGGUUGUAAACAAGAGGACAUGCCUCCACACAUCUUUGCCGCAGCACAGACAGCAUAUCGUAACAUGCUUGCAGCAAGACUGGACCAAUCAAUCGUCAUGAUGGGUGCAAGUGGUUCAGGAAAGACAACUUGUGCAAAACACAUUCUUCACUACUUGUCUGUUACAGCUGCUUCCAAUCACUCGGCCGUCACAGAUCAAAAGUUUGAAGGUAUCUUUGCCUUACUUGAAGCAUUUGGCAAUGCACCAAACAAACUGAACAAAAAUGCAUCAAAGCUAACCUUGCUUGUGAGCCUGGACUUUGAUUCAGCUGGUUUAAUUACUUGUGGCACCCUGCAGACAUUUCUUCUUGAGAAGUCAAGAGUUGUACGUCAACCUGAAGGAGAAGGUCCCUUUCACAUCUUUAAGUAUCUAUUGGCCGGCAGUGAUGCAAAACUACGGAAGGAGCUUCAAUUGGAUAGAGCUCUCAGUGAACAUAAUGAUUUUAUUUCUGAUUUUGACCCUCUGCCCUCAGAAACACAACGCCUCUCAAACAAGUGGACAGAGAUAGAGUUUGCUUUAAACAUGCUUGGAAUAUCAGUUGAUGAAGCAAAGUCUAUUUGGAGUUGUUUAGCUGCUAUUUAUCAUCUUGGUGGUUCUGGUAUCAACAUAGGUCAAGACAACAAACCACACUUCACUAACCCUGCUUCUGUACAAAGAGCUGCUGCAGUCUUAGGAACAACCCAAGAAGAAUUGACAGAAAUCAUCUUUGCACCUCCUCCUGUCAAUCAAUUUACUAUUCGAAUGAGACAGAAAUCUAGUGACUCGAUGAGCCCUCCUUCAUCUGCCGAGGCAACUCCUGAGAGACAAGCAAAGAGUGCGGCAUCUAGUUACAUUGAAGCACUUGAAGGCUUUGCUAUCGGUCUUUACCAAGAAGCGCUGUCUGCACUCAUGAAGAUUAUCAAUCGAUCACUACAGUGUGGUUUACGUAGCGUGUCGACUAUUCAUGUACUAGACUCGCCGGGAUUUCAAAAUCCUACUGCUUACAAGAAGGAGCAUGGCGCCACCUUUGAAGAUCUGUGUCAUAACUACGAGACUGAACGACUUCAAAAGUUCUUCCACCACACUGUAUUUACUUCACAAAUGGAGAGAUAUGCACAGGAAAAUAUUGAAUGCAGUUUUGAGAGUAAUGCAACUUCUCCUGACCCUGUAGUCGGGGUGUUUGAUAAGGCAGUACAAGGAUUGACCAGGGGGUCAACUUUGGAUCUUAAAAAUGAACAAAAAGGUCUUUUAUGGAUUCUUGAUGAGGAGUCCAUCUUCCCUGGUGCCAAUGAUAGCAGCUUUUUAGCCCGAGUGUAUGUCCAUCACUGUAGCGACAAGCAAUCUUGGGUAAAGCAAGGGCCGCGUAAGGAUACAUUCUAUGUAAACCAUUGUCAAGGGACAAUUCCAGUAUUGUAUAAUGCUAAAGGAUGGUUAAAACAGGCUAGAGAACACUCAACAUCCAAGCAAGCCAAGGGUGUUCUCUCAGAUUCCUCCAAACCUCCUAUUGCAGACAUGUUCAGUAACCGUAAUACGGGUGACAGCAGUAUUUCUAGAUCAAGAAGCUUUAAAAGGACAUCCAUGUCGCCAUCACCUGCCAUCAAAAAGAAUUCUCAAUGUCUUCAGUUGAUUUAUCAAGUGGAUACAAUCCUCGAGGCGAUUCGCAAAACCAAAGUGAAUUUUGUCCGUACUAUUGUGCCCGUCAUCUAUGAUGCUAGUGAAGGAUCCAAAGAAAAGGCAAAAGACCUAACGUCAAUGGAUGUUCCUCUGGCAAGACUUCAGCUACGAGCUGCUGAGAUGCUGGAUGCUAUACGAAUUCACAGACAAGGCUACCCCGAGCACAUGCCUUUUGCUGAAUUCAGACGUCGAUUCGAUAUCUUAGCACCAACAGAAUGUAGGAAUACCGGGCCAGUCUUGGAUGAGAAAAAGGGAGUAGAGACAUUAUUAGAACAUCUCGACCUUGAUAAAAGGAGUUAUCGACUUGGUUUAAGUCAGAUAUUUUUCCGGGCCGGUUCCCUCGCACAGCUAGAAGAUGCCCGUGACGAAAAGAACACUGGGACUAUUGUCGAAUUGCAGUCUCUUUGUAGAGGAUACUUGGCUCGAAGGAAAUUCAAAAAAUUACAAGUUCAAAAUCGUGCGAUGUUUUGCAUUCAAAAGAACCUGCGUGUGUUUGCUGCUGUUAGGAACUGGCCAUGGUGGAGACUCUAUACCAAGGUGCUUCCUCUCUUGAAUGUUCAUCGAGCUGAAGAAGAACUUAAAUCGAAAUCGACGGAAGUCGACGCUCUCAAAGCAAAGAUCAUCAAACUUGAAAAUGAAAACAGAGAAUUAAAUGGUGACAAUGAGAAACUUGAGCAAAAGGUACGUACUAAUUAAUCACUUUGGAUUUUU
Exaiptasia diaphana is the source of this 4827-nucleotide messenger RNA. Its product is annotated as unconventional myosin-XVIIIa. Gene Ontology annotation, molecular function: ATP binding; actin filament binding; microfilament motor activity. The transcript has 21 exons. The record is from RefSeq and is a predicted model, not a curated record. Gene Ontology annotation, cellular component: actin cytoskeleton; vesicle; myosin complex. Gene Ontology annotation, biological process: actin filament organization; vesicle transport along actin filament. Bases 649 to 4812 code for a protein of 1387 amino acids. Lineage: Eukaryota; Metazoa; Cnidaria; Anthozoa; Actiniaria; Aiptasiidae.